Iphiclides podalirius (scarce swallowtail) is the source of this 231-nucleotide messenger RNA. The record is from the annotation of a GenBank genome assembly. NCBI's taxonomy places the organism in Eukaryota, Metazoa, Arthropoda, Insecta, Lepidoptera, Papilionidae.
AUGGGUAGCGGAGAGGCCCAGAGAGUGCGCAAGAAGCGCACUCGCGCCUCGGAUGCAGACGCCGAAGCAGAUGAUCAUCCGGAAUCUUCGGCGUUCAAAAGGAGAGGCACCCCUGUGCCUAAAAGGGGUAGAGGCCGCCCGCCCAAUAGUGGGCAGUAUUUGGGGCUGGCUAAAGGGAAGCGGGAGCUCAUGGAAGCCAGAAGGGCAGAGAUGGAGCUCCAGGCGGAGAAG